GGACAAUGUGCCGGGGUCUGGUCAGUUCCUGAUGGCCCGAUGGUCUAUCAAUAGCAGGCAGUCUUCCCAUUACUGAGUCUGUGUGUGACCUGGGAGAUGGAGAGGCAGGGCCCAGGAGAAAAGCCAGCAAACGCUAAUAGGACUGUAGCCACCACCCCCAUCACAUCAGCUGCCGUAACCAUGGCAACUGUCUGCUCCGGCAGCUCCACUUGCACCCAGGCGCCCUCUACUUCCAUGAGCAUCAUCUCCCCCGACAGACAGGCAGUCCAGGUGAUCCAACACGCCAUCCACAGACCUCAGAGCAUGGCGGCCCAGUAUCUACACCAGAUGUACGCAGCCCAGCAGCAGCACCUCAUGCUGCAGACAGCUGCCCUGCAGCAGCACCAGCACAGCCCUCACCUGCAGAGCCUGGCCACCAUACAGCAGGCCUCAGUCUGUCAGCGGCAGUCGCCUUCUUCACCCGCUGGUGGUUUGGUUCAUCAGCCCGCUGGUGUUUCCCAAAACUCAAUUACUUUACCAGCAUCUCCAGUGACAGCCCAGCUGAUCGGCCGAACCCAGACAUCCACUGGUGCUGCGACCACCAUAUCCCAGCAGGCCAUGCUCCUGGGAAACCGCCCGGCCAACUGUAACCAGGCUCAGAUGUACCUUCGCACUCAGAUGCUUAUUCUAACCCCGGCCACGGUGGCUGCAGUUCAAUCAGACCUCCCUGCUGUCACCUCCUGCUCCUCUUUACCUACUUCCUCUCAGGUGCAGAAUCUCGCACUGCGUGCCCACUUGCCUGGAGCUCUGGCCACAGCCCACGGUGUGAUCCUAAAGCCAUCCGCCCAGUCACAAGGCCAGACUCCCACCGCCUCUUUAUCCAAGACGCUGAAAGCCCACCAGCUGACUGACUCCUCAACAGAAAUCGGACCGGCUGAUGUCACCCGGCUGGCAUCAGGACCCCAGAUUAUAACCCCAGCCUACUCCCCAGUGCAGACCCACGCUGUGGUCAAGCAGCAGCUGUCCUGUGCGUCGGGCCAGCGGGUGGCACACCACCAGCUCAUCCUCCAGCCGGCUGCAGGAGGAGCUCCAACCCACAGGCAGCUGCAUCCCAUCGCUCUCAGAGUCACACCUCAAGAAACCAACUCCAACCCUCUUCCUCUUUCAGUGAAAAGACUGACCACCCGCAGCAGCCAACCCAAAACCAACAACAACCCCCAUGCCCCUUCUUCUUCUUCGUCCUUUACCAGCGUGUUUGCAUCCUUAGCCCAGACCUCGAUCCCAGCCGCCACCGUCCAGCCUCAGCCUCCUCCUCUGGUGGCAGCUCCGCAGCAGCGGACGUCAUUUCCGCAAGUUCAGAACCAACCUCCACCUCCUCCUCCGCCUCUGGUUCUCCCCAGGCUGCCCCGGAACCCCCCGGCCUCCCUCCAGAGGCUGUCCCUGCACUCGCUCCAGGCUCUGGCCGUCCAGUCGGGACGGAUGCUGCUGACAGAGCAGCAGCUACCUGUAGCAGAGGCUCUGGUCCAGAUGCCCUACCAGAACCUCACACCUCCUCAGACGGUGGCCGUUAACCUGAAAGUGCACCGAGUCAGACACGAUGAAACUCCAUCGUCGGGGCAAACGUGCAAAGUGAAUGGCUCGAGCCCCGAGGAGCGGAAAGAUGCAUGUUCUCCCGCUCCACAGCGAGACAGGACCCAGACAGCUCUCCCUGGGCCUCCCAAGCAGAAUGGUGCAGCAGUUCCGGGUUCAUCCUCCAUCGUAUCCGGCCGCUCAGUGAUCAGGGUCCCGGUGGUGGAAGAAGCCAACCGGCUCACCACCACCAGCCGCAUCCUUCCUCCUCCAGCUCCUCCUCUACCUCCUGCCGUGCUGCCAGCAGCAGCGAGAGGUCCCAGCCAGCCCCCGUCCUCCCCAGCCAGCGUCCCCGGCAGCCCAGACCGGAUACUAACAACUCACGUCCUCACGCACCUUAUAGAGGGCUUCGUGAUCCGAGAGGGCCUGGAGCCGUUCCCGGUGGUGUCCACCUCGCUGCGAGCAGACCAGCAGGCGUCACUUCCUGAAUCCCAGGAGACGCAAACCAACGGGGACGCAGCAGCAGAGGACAGUCCGCUGGACGCUGACCAGUCGGAUUCAACUGACUCUGAGAUGGAAGACGAUGGCCCUGCAGCAGAUGUUGCAGAGAGCGGGCCAGGUGUGCUGCAGUGUGAGUUCUGUGGCAGUCGAGGUUACGCUCACACGUUCCUGCGCUCCAAACGCUUCUGCUCCAUGACGUGUGUCAGAAGGUUCAGUGUGAGCUGCAGCAAGCGUGGCACUGUGCUGAGAGCAGGCCGCUGGGGUCACAGGCCGGUGGGCAGGAGAGGACGACCCCCCAGCAGCAGAGUCAACGGAGCCUCCAGAGAACACUUCAUGAAACGGGCCUGUGGGGCGUUUGGCUCGGAGGGGACCCGUCAAAGCUCCCUGAGAGAGGAGGAAGAGCAGGAUGAAGAAGAGGACGAUGAGCCUCCCGUUCCCAUGACAACCAGGCUCCGGAAACAUGCCGAGCGAGAGAGGGAGAGGGAGCAGGAGCAGAAGACGACAGAAACCAUCAGCGUUUCUGACGGAGAAGAAGACGCCGGCCGUCCGUCUCAGUGGAACGUAGAACAAGUGUUUUCCUUCAUCAACUCGCUGCCAGGGGGUCAGGACGUAGCCGAGGAGUUUCGCUCCCAGGAAAUCGACGGACAGGCUCUGCUGCUUCUAACUGAAGACCACCUGGUCAGCACCAUGAACCUCAAACUGGGACCUGCACUCAAACUGUGUGCCCACAUCAACUCCCUGAAAGAUGCAUAAACAUGUCAACUUCCCUUCUCCCCAAAAUGUGUGUUGAUGAAGAAAAACUGGAGGACAGGGUCUUUUUUUUUUUUUACCAAGGAACGAAAACAUGAAGGACUACCCAUUUUGUUGUGGUCUGACUUGGACUCACACACUGACAGUUAAAACACAGACAGGUAAAACACACAGACGGUGUCUUCGUGUUGAACUGAAAUCACGAAUACACAGACUGCAGUUUUUAUUGAAACCACUGCCAACGCAUUUUACUCCCGAGUGAAGAACACACACCAACAGCUGAUUAACACCCAGGACGAGCGCUUUGGUCUCCUUUUGUCUCUCAAUUCCAGUGAUUGUAGCAGUUUUAUCCAUUUGUUCCAGAAUGAUAAAUGAGAAGUUAUUUGUAGCAUUUGUAAACAAAGAAUUUUUAUUUAAUAUUUAAUUUAAUUUAAAACGAUUCCACAGGAAGUUAAAAGGACGCUGCACAAUGUCAAAGUUUACAAAACAGAUUUACUAUCUUACACAUGAUUUCACUUAUCAGCAAACUAAUAACUUACAGAACCAAACUGAUGACAAGUUUAUUUAUGAUGUGUUUUUUAUUGCCAGAAUUAAUAUACAAAUUAAACCAUUAAAGUAUGGUGCACUGUUUUGUGGUUUUGUAACACGUUUUACAAAAAGGUGCCAAAACUCCCAAGAGAGCUUUGGCAGAGUCAAAUAUAAAGAUGUAUUUCUUUGUAUUGAACAUUAAAUGUGACUUUGGCAUGAACUGCAUCUACAGCAUGGAGUUUAAUAUGAAAACUGUAAAAUAGCUGAGUUUUCUAUGGACUUAAGUUGUCCCUGAUUCAGUAGGCAUAGCUUCAUCUUUUGCAAGGUAGCAUAAUAUACUGGGAUUUGAUCUGCUGAACAGAUCCAAGUUACUGCAACAGAUACACACAAAUCUUAAUAUAUAUAUAUAUAUAUUAUAUUAUAUGUACAAAUCUUCAACUCAGCCGACAAAUAAUUUCUGUGCCCCUAUAGACUGAUGUUCACCGUACAUGCAUUUGAUCGGGAGCGCGCGAGGGUUUUGAUAAAGUUAGCGGAAGGAUUCACGUGACAACAUCCGGUUGUGCAAAGUUAGCGGAAAGAACCACGUGAAACAUCCGAUUUUCAAAAUAAGAUGUCCACAAAUCACACACUAACAAAUAAAAGUAAACAAUGAACUGAUUUUGUAUCUUUAUAGAUCGUUUUGGAGAUUUAGCUUACAUAAUGCUAAAAUUAAAACAUUUUUACUGUACCAAGGAAGAGUUUAUACAAAUAAAGGUCAGACUUUUGUAUGUUAAAGCACAUUUCUGAUUAUUUGAAGUCCUGUAUAUAGAUUUCCCCAAGAGUUCCAGGAAAUGACUGAUGUAGAUGUGUUCCAUACAUCUCUGAAAUCCCCUACACUGGCAACCAAACAAUUUUAAUGUACUACAUUUUAAUUUUAAUUGUAAAUACAAAACCAAUGUUAAGAAUAAUUCAUUUCAUAAAUAUUGCUACACAAUAAAUAGAAUGCUUCAAUCGACACAGUGAUCGGUAUUAUCGGAUCGGCAGAUACUGAUUUCAGUGAUCGGCACCAAAAAACCUGAUCGGAGCAUCUCUAAUAUAUAUAUAUAUUCAAAACUAUCCUUUAAAAAAGUGUGAGUGUUGCCUCUAACUAUAGCCUCCAUCUCUGCUUCUCACUGAUUUACAUACGCAGACUGAUGCAUCAUUUAUUAAAAUGACUCUGCUC
Molecule: messenger RNA, 4528 nt
Organism: Pseudoliparis swirei
Lineage: Eukaryota; Metazoa; Chordata; Actinopteri; Perciformes; Liparidae
Gene: phc3a
Product: polyhomeotic homolog 3 (Drosophila)
Exons: 15
Coding region: 97-2802 (901 amino acids)
Cellular component (GO): PRC1 complex; nucleus
Molecular function (GO): zinc ion binding; protein binding
Source: RefSeq, a predicted model, not a curated record